AUGGAGAUAGUGUCCCCUUCAACCCGCAGCAAACUCGAUGCUUUGACAACACGCUAUCCUCAAAUCAAAAGCUUGGAUGUCGCAGCAGAAUUUUUAUCUGUCCUCCUGGCAGAUGCAUUCCUGCAAGCCUCAGUCCCAGAAGACGAGGGGCUUACGGCGGUCACGACUUGUCGCGACAUCCUCUCCGCUAAACCCAAGUUGUUUUCUCAAUUGCAACGUGCACGAUUAGCCGUCAACUCGGAUGUCCAAUUCGCAGCCAUAGCCAGUUCUCCACUGGCUCCCGCGCUCGUCUCUUCAUUUUGUCGGCGUAUUCUGGACGAAGUCAGUAAGAAUAUUAGGACAUCUGAAAUAUUGGAUCUUUGGGAGCCGCGAAAGCACACAGAUUACAAGGACGAAAGCAUUCUCACUUUCCUGGAAUCCCUCGGGCUAUCCCACCGAUACAACUCGCUUUCCAUUAUUCUGCACGACUUGGGAGGAUUCAGCAACGACCCAAUUCUCAGUGCACGCGUUUCAGACAUCUUCAGUCCAACAAACAAGUUCCUUGUGAACGCCUCCGGGACUGGCAAAACCCGUCUUUGUUAUGAAGGGCUCUGCACCAAGUGGGGCUUUUAUGUCUGUGUCCAUAACGACGAGGGUCGUUUGGGGUCGUAUGAUGUUGAGAGGCUCAUGCGUAAAUGCCAAGAGGACUUUCUGUUGAGAAUCAAAUCCGACGAAUACGACAAGAAAGUCGAACGACUGGCGGUAUCGUUUCGUGCUAUCUUGCUUGCUCGGCUACUUUUAUUCCUGGUUUUCCUCGAAGCAGAAGACGUUGCCGAACUCCAAGGCUCACACGACCAUCUCAAGAAGCGUUGGCUCACGAUGCAACUUAAUCCAACGAACAUCAAUGGUCCACCAGUAAUAAAUGACCCAUUCGAACGCCUCGCGUACAAUCUGGUUAAGCACGACUCGCUCUAUCUCUCACAGAACAUAGCAAUUGCUCUGGACAAGAUUCAUCAGAUAAUUGGGGAGCCCCUGUUUUUGGUUGUCGACGAAGCGAGUUACGCCGUGGACAUGUUCUCCGAUGAGUUGGAAGAUGCUAGUCUUCUGCAAAUUCUCAUUGCAGAAUGGACAGAAAGGGCCAGAAAACACGGCAUCAUCAUCUGCGCCGGUAUCAAAAUACCACAAGAGCGGUUCAAAGACGGCCCAGGUAGUGAUUUCGACUGGACCUCCGACACGGGUGGAUUUGACGAUCCUGCUCAGCAAGAACGCUAUGUCGCCCAGUUUCUGCCGCCAUCGCUACGUGAUUCCCCAGCUGGUCAUUUUCUCGUGGCGAGAACGUGGCGCUGGCUGCGAGGAAGACAUCGUCUUACAGCGACGUUCAUGGCCAUUCUUCUGUCCGAGGGGCUUUCCCAGCCUCAUAAGCGGCUUGAUGGUUAUAUCGAGCACGCCAUAUCCUUCCGACCCGUGGAUGCUGUCGACUUUUUGGAAGCGGAAGGAGAUGCACCAAGUUGGCCCGGGGGAUUCCAUCCAAUAAAAGCCUCGGACAUGUUCGAAGAGGAAAAGGAGUUGAUUCGCAAAAUUCUCUUCCGCUACCUAGCGACUCAUCAAACCUCGCCCGCUUUGGCAAUCGACCAAGUGGCUCUGAUGUAUUACGACUGGGCACGUUUCGGAGACACGCGCAUGACGAAAAUCGUCCUUGACGAACCCAUGCCUCUUUUAGGCAUCGCACGGACACUCUUUCCCUACCCGACAGAACCAAGGCCAGGCGAGCCAAAUGAGAAUCCGGCGACCUUUAUUCGCAGUCUCCGUCGAAACGUCCCUCAAACAUCAGAACGUCUUGCGCAUUGUCUUGUCUUUUAUCUUACCCAGGCCCUCGGCAAGGGCAAGCGCCUCAACCAAAUCUUCUCAUUUACAAGUGAACCUCCGGAGUGGACCCAACAACCCGCAGAGCUGGUUCGUUUCUACCGAACUGAUUCAGACGAGGUGGCUUGGUCGCCGGUAGCUAGAGGCGACUUCCAAUCUUUCCGACCGCUUGCAUAUCAAGCAACAUCAGUAGAGGAUACCCUUGCUUUCGUCUGGGUCAUCCUCAAAGCAGUGGUCAAUGAAGAGCCUAUUCAACCCUCAAGUCUCCGUGCGAUGUUAUCAUCACUACAGCCCAACGCUCUCCUGCAGGAAAUCGAUGACAUCACUCAAACUCGACUACAGCUUGCAUACGAUUCGCUUCCGAAGACUGGUGGCUGCAAAAUUCUGCGCACCUUAUGUGCCUUUCCUGUCGAGAUUCCUGUUUUCGAGGCCGAUCAGACUCCUGGUUUUGAUCAGGAUCUUGAAACCAGUAACGUUGCUAUUAUCAACAUCUCAGCUCUCGAAUCUCGCUCUUAUCAAGUCAUGCAGCUGUCUUUUUUUGAUGCAAUCGUCGCGGGUGUGCUAGCGGGCAACGACCGCAAGUCGCGCUGGGAAAAUGAUGACGAAAAAACAUUGUGGACAAGUCGGAAGCGGCUCAAGUUGGAGUAUCUCAAUGGCCGAGAGCAGAGGCUACUUAUAUGGCCAGAAGUGUGGUGGGACGGGCCGAUUGUGGCUGAGAAAGAUGAAAAUAACGAGGAGCUUGUGGUCAGGCAGAGCAAGCCAAGGAAGAGGAAACGGAGGGGUUUGUCACCGGCUGCGAAUACUAAGAAGAAGAGGCCCGUUGUUGCUCAUGGCAAGCGGAAAGGACCACAACCCGAGGAUGGGCUGGACGAUGGUCAAUAA
Mycena indigotica is the source of this 2724-nucleotide messenger RNA. RefSeq lists its product as uncharacterized. The transcript has 7 exons. The coding region runs from base 1 to 2724 and encodes 907 amino acids. The record is from RefSeq and is a predicted model, not a curated record. Lineage: Eukaryota; Fungi; Basidiomycota; Agaricomycetes; Agaricales; Mycenaceae.